Sugiyamaella lignohabitans is the source of this 1467-nucleotide messenger RNA. RefSeq names its product mitochondrial 37S ribosomal protein MRP4 (gene MRP4). The coding region runs from base 1 to 1467 and encodes 488 amino acids. NCBI's taxonomy places the organism in Eukaryota, Fungi, Ascomycota, Dipodascomycetes, Dipodascales, Trichomonascaceae. Gene Ontology annotation, biological process: translation. Gene Ontology annotation, molecular function: structural constituent of ribosome. The record is from RefSeq and is a predicted model, not a curated record. Gene Ontology annotation, cellular component: mitochondrial small ribosomal subunit; ribosome. The transcript has a single exon.
AUGCUCCGCAACCGGCCAGUUAGCAGCAGCUCGAGCUUGAUGCUGGCCAGAUUUAACAGUUCGUCGUCGAGUGGAUCCGCUAGUACAGUUGCUGAAGAAGACCCCUCUUCGGCUUCUUCUGUCUCGUCAGAAGCUACUUCUAACGCUUCAGAAGUAUCUGAGAGCGUAAACGAAAGUGCAGAUGCUGGACCGUUGGAUGCAGCUGAACAGGCCAUUGCCGUGGAAGAGGAGAUGGCCCAUAUUAGAAGAUUGUUCAAGUCAAGACAAGUGUCGGAGACAGAAUCUAAAGUAGAUAUGUCUCCAGAGAUGCAAAAGAAAUUAGACGAUGAGUUCAAUAAUUUCCUGCGAGAGUUUCUCGUGGAGAACGACUUUUUAGAAGAGUUCUUGUCAGUGGUGAAUGUCGACGAUACAAAGUCGUCGGAUGUGAAGAGCAUUCUUUCAAUCAAGGCACAAGGGUCUGAAAAGUCGAUCGACGAGUCUGGAAAUAUCAAGGGACAAGUGCAGUUCCCAAAUGUUGUGCACAGCGAAAUCGAUGAGCCCUAUACUUCACAGGAGCUGUAUUUGCGAAGACUGUUCCAUGCGUCGAGCGUUUCAGGACUGGGGUCCACCAUUAGCAAUGUAUAUAAACCACACCAGGACAUUUUCUCGCCUCCAAGCAUCAGACAGACAUCUAUCAACACUUUAUUAGCGGCUGGUGCCCAUCUGGGCCAUUCGACGUCGAUGCUGCGUCAGAACAACCAGCAGUUUGUAUACGGUAUCCGAGAUGGCAUUCACAUCAUCGAUUUGGAGCAGACUCUAACGUACUUGCGACGAGCUGCUAAUGUCGUGCAAGGAGUUUCGGAGAAAGGAGGUGUUAUUUUGUAUGUGGGUACUUUGGAAGGACAGGAGAAGUCGUUACAAGUGGCUGCCAACAGAUCUAAUGGAUACUAUGUCCAUUCCAGAUGGAUUCCAGGAACUUUGACCAACUCUUCUCAAGUAUCAGGCAGUUGGGCACGACACGAGGUGGAUAUGGCUGAUGCACCCACCGGUCGUAAACUGGCUCCUAAUCUUCAUAAGACCAUUGUAAAGCCCGAUCUUGUGGUGAUUUUGAACCCUGUUGAGAACAGAAACCUAAUCCACGAAUGUUUGGCCACCAGAAUUCCUACUAUUGGUAUUAUUGAUACCAACUCGGAGCCCUCAUUAGUGACGUACCCCAUUCCUGCUAAUGACGACUCGCUGCGUACCAGCGACCUCAUUGUGGGUAUUCUGUCCAAGUCUGCUCAACGCGGUCGCAACAAGCGAUUGGCUGAAUACACUCAAUACCAACGCGAAGCCACCGAAUCCGAGCAAACCAAUGCAUUCAACACUCACGAACACACCUCUUCUACCACUGCCGACUCCAUCGUCCCAGAAGAGGACCUCGCCAACCUCGCGGCCCAAGAAACCCGCUCCAGAAGAAGAGCCCCAAAAUCGGGUCUCUCCGCCUAA